CCCGGGGGCUCAGCCCAGCGGGGCGCGACGAUGGAGGAGCCGCAGCGCGGCCGCUCGCACACCGUCACCACCACCGCCAGCUCCUUCGCCGAGAACUUCUCCACCAGCAGCAGCAGCUUCGCCUACGACCGCGAGUUCCUGCGCACGCUGCCCGGGCUGCUCAUCGUGGCCGAGAUCGUUCUCGGACUGCUGGUAUGGACGCUGAUUGCUGGGACCGAGUACUUCCGUGUCCCCGCGUUUGGCUGGGUCAUGUUCGUGGCUGUGUUUUACUGGGUCCUCACGGUGUUCUUCCUCAUCAUCUACAUAACCAUGACCUACACCAGGAUCCCCCAGGUGCCCUGGACCACGGUGGGCCUGUGCUUUAAUGCAAGUGCCUUCGUCUUAUACCUCUCGGCCGCAGUGGUGGAUGCGACCUCAGUGUCCCCGGAGAGAGACAGCCACAACUUCAACAGCUGGGCAGCCUCCUCGUUCUUUGCCUUCCUGGUGACCAUCUGCUACGCUGGAAACGCCUACUUCAGCUUUAUCGCGUGGAGAUCCAGGACCGUGCAGUGA
This is a messenger RNA of Elephantulus edwardii (Cape elephant shrew), 552 nucleotides long. It is a transcript of the gene CMTM8, whose product is annotated as CKLF-like MARVEL transmembrane domain containing 8. Gene Ontology annotation, cellular component: membrane. The record is from RefSeq and is a predicted model, not a curated record. The transcript is spliced from 4 exons. NCBI's taxonomy places the organism in Eukaryota, Metazoa, Chordata, Mammalia, Macroscelidea, Macroscelididae. Gene Ontology annotation, biological process: myelination. Bases 31 to 552 code for a protein of 173 amino acids. Gene Ontology annotation, molecular function: structural constituent of myelin sheath.